Mucor mucedo is the source of this 1737-nucleotide messenger RNA. RefSeq names its product PHD-zinc-finger like domain-containing protein. Gene Ontology annotation, cellular component: MOZ/MORF histone acetyltransferase complex. The record is from RefSeq and is a predicted model, not a curated record. The coding region runs from base 1 to 1737 and encodes 578 amino acids. Gene Ontology annotation, biological process: regulation of transcription by RNA polymerase II. Lineage: Eukaryota; Fungi; Mucoromycota; Mucoromycetes; Mucorales; Mucoraceae. The transcript has 6 exons.
AUGACUUUAGAGAGAAGAGGUCGACCUAGAAAACUUGAAUCGACGGGAUCACCUACCACACCAACUUUUGAGGAAAAACCAAGAGAAGAAAGAUCUUAUAAGGAUUUUUUUCCAGAUUUAAAUAUUAAGGAACCUUUACCGAUUAUCAACUUGAGCGAUCAAUCUAUAAAAUCGCCUUCCAACGACGAAUACGAAACAGCAUCGGAGGGUGAUUUACCGCCCAUUGAAAAAACAAUAAAAUUGCCCAUGGCUUCUUUUAAAAGAAUCGAUUCAAUACGACCAUUGGCUAAGGACAAUGAAGCUCAAGUAUUUCAACGGCCUGAAAAUCAUUACAUUCAACCCUCAGAAUCAGAAUUAUUUGAGACAGUAGAAUACGACAUGGAUGAGCAAGACCAAACAUGGUUACAGUUAUACAACGAAGAACGAAAAAAAGAAAAGCUUGGCCUUGUAUCUGGCGACUUAUUUGAAAGUAUCAUAGAUCAAUUAGAAAAAGAAUGGUUUGAUUUGAUCAAAAGUCUACCAAAAAAGACAAAUGACGAACCACCAUUACCAGAAGACUCAAAAUGUGCGAUUUGUGACGAUGGUGAAUGUGAGAAUAGUAAUGCUAUUGUAUUCUGUGAUGGAUGCAAUUUAGCCGUCCACCAAGAUUGUUACGGUAUACCAUAUAUUCCCGAAGGACAAUGGCUAUGCAGAAAAUGCAUGGUUUCCCCUGAAAAUCCCGUAUCUUGUAUUUUCUGUCCUGGUGAAGGUGGCGCUUUUAAACAGACAACAACAAAUCAAUGGGGACAUUUAUUAUGUGCUAUAUGGAUUCCAGAAGUCGGCCUCAGUAAUAGCGUUUAUAUGGAACCAAUCGACAAUAUCGAGAAUGUGCCUAAAAGUAGAUGGAAGUUAACCUGUUAUAUCUGUCGACGUAGACAUGGGGCUUGUAUUCAAUGUGAUAAUAAGAAUUGUUUUGUCGCCUUUCACGUCACUUGCGCACGUUGGGCUAGACUAUGUAUGCGUAUGAAAUUACAUGGUACUCAUUACGACGGUGUGGUUCUUAAAGCUUAUUGUGAACGACAUACUCCCAAGGAUUACAAAGAAGUGGUUAAUGUUGAUAAACUGGUGGUGGAUGCACAACGUUGGUUCAUGGAUCCAAAACGAAAGCGAGAUAAUUUAAUGCCAAGGAAGAGAUAUAUCGACGAAGAAGAUGAUGAUGCAUACCCAGCAUUAACCAAUACUGUAGAUUCCACGAAAAGCACCAAAAAGCAACGCAGGCAGCAGGCUGUCAGUCAAUUAUUACCAGCUUCAAAGGCGGCUCGAGCACAUCAACAUCAAUAUUCUGCGGGGGCUCCCAUUGCUCCAGAAUUUAUCCUGGAUAAAUUAGAAAGACUCAAAUCGGUGAAGCAAGCAACAAACCUAAAGAAAAAAUCUCAAGUUGUCACAAACAUUUGCAGGUAUUGGUCCUUGAAAAGAGAAUCGCGCAGAGGUGCACCACUAUUAAAGAGAUUACAUUUGGAGCCCUGGACCGCAUCUGCAUCUCAACUCAAACAAUCAGAAGUCGAAAAAGCACAUAAAGCAUCUUCCAUGAUCACUCUACGAGCAGACCUUGAAAAAUUACGACUACUAUCCGAACAAGUUCAAAAGCGAGAAAAAUUAAAAUUAGAUAGACUUAGAAAGCAAAAAGCAUACCUAGAAACCAUUUUUUAUCCUAUUGAAAUUGUGAUGCGACCUGUGAUUGAUGAAUUAAUGGAGUGA